AUGAAAUUUUUUUCACAAUACCUGAUAAUACGACUCUUGUGGUCGUAUUGUUUCUUAACUACUGCAGUGAGUGCACUGCCGCCAAUAUUCCAGAAACGGUUCGAUAAUAGUACUUUAAUAAGUACAAAAAUAUCCCCUGACCAAUUGACCUACACGAGUGAGUACACAAAUGUUCCAAACUUAAUCGGCGAUGUGCUGACAUCUGCUCUCACCACUUCAAGUGGAAUGGUGUCUUCAGUUUCACAAAUUAUAAUAAUAGACACUUCCACUGGAGCCUCGGCGUUAACAACAAGUAAUAAUAUAGUGCCGUCUUAUGUGCAAGUAGGCAGUAACUUUGAGCCGACAACUGCUGUGAAUACAGAUACAGCUGUCUCUGCGGUUUCGCAAGUAUACACAAGCAGACCUGCUGCGAAGUCCAAAGUGAGUUCCGUAGUCAAUACUAAUACAAUUAUUUAUGCAUCAUCAUCGUCGUCUUUACCUGGAGUAAGUACUACGGACAUAAUACUUAAACACAGUUCAAUAGAUCCUAUAGAAGUUGUAGACCCAACCUCUACUUCAAGAACCAGUUUGACUACAGUUGCCAUUACAUUAUCUAGUGAUACCGAAAUCCUAGCAUCAUCAACUUCUGCAUCAACUUCAAGCUCUGUGACAAGUAUAUCGGCUCUGCCAACUACGACAACUUUACAAUUUUCAAAUCACGAGGCUACCACUACAGGCAGCUCUACCCCCAGAACAGAUUCUAUGUUCUUAUUAACACCAUCGGAUACUACAUCGAUGACGAGUUCAAGUAUAUCAACAACGAGCUCAAGCACAUCUGCAACUAGUUCAACCACAUCAACAACGAGCUCAGGUACAUCAAUAUUGAUAACAGGUACAUCGACGACGAGUUCAAGUACAUCAAUAACCAGUUUAAGUACAUCAAUAACGGCUCCAAGUACAUCUACAAUGAAGUCAGAUACGUCUACAACGAGCUCAGGUACAUCAACAUUGAUCUCAGGUGCGUCUACAGCGAGUGUAGGUAUAUCUACAAUGAAGUCAGGCAUUUCAAUGACAAGCUCAAGUACAAUAUCAAAUUCUUUCUCCUCAUCAGUAUCAAAUACACCUCUAACAUCUAAUAAUCAAAAAUCUAGUCACUCCGGUAUCACUUAUAGUUCUACCACAAGCACUAAAACUAUGACCGAUUCAAGUUCAGCUGAAAAAGAUUCUACAGUUUCAAAAUCGGUAAUAAGUGUUACUACUAUAUUGUCAUCUGGCGCUUAUUCGACUGGUUCUACUUCAGCAACUAGUAUCAGUUCACCAGACCAAUCAAAAACAGUUAUCAUAACCUCUGAUACAACGAAACAGUUGACAACAACAAAAUUAUCUUCUCGUUCGACAUCUGUUACCGUUUUAGUUGGAAGUUAUUCGAAUUCUGUAACUGACAGCCCUGAAGCUACAUAUUCAUCAAUAAUGUCAGAAGAAAUACCAAACGAUGCCACUGCUAUUAUUACCAAGCCUAUAACGGACUCUCAGGCAUCCGAGGUAUACCUAACAAGAUCUUUUGAUUGGCUUCCUUCUGAAAUUGCUAUUCAAAGCGAUUCAACUGCAGAAUCGAUGGAACCAUCUUUUUUAAUAGAUACUUCUGGCUUACCAAAUAUUAUCACUGCACCUACCGCAAUUACAAUUCCUUCAAAUACAACACUAAUAACUGUUGCCUUCAAGAGAGAACUAAAUUAUGCUUUCUUGGUUAAUAACUUUUAUUCAUCAGCACAAAUAUUUAACUUCCUUCCAAUAAUAAUAAAGCAUCCGUUCACUGCAUUAGUUAGUGAAUCUUGCAAUGAUGACUCAGUGUGUUCUCCACUAUUCACUGAGUACAUAUUGAAUAGUUACGCAUCGUCCGCGGCUUCGUCGAUGUCAACUUCUUCAGUUAAUAAUGUGGAUUUUCAAAGUGGAGGGAAGCAUAGUGUUAACAUAAAUUUAUCAUUACACUCAACAAUUGUGCAAACAGCGAUUUCUCCAACUGGUUUUCAAACUAAUAUGACAUCACAAAUACCAUCCCUUGCUAAAAAAGACCUCAGUAAGAAUGCUUCUUUACAAAAACAAGAGAUCUCCAUGGAUAUUACUGUUGCUAGAAUCAUUCCCUAUAUUGUACAAAACAAUAAAUAUAUAAUUUCAAUUGCAGAAGUUUAUGUCCCAAAUGAAAUUGUUGAAACAUUACAGGAAUUAAUAUUAAAUCCUGCUUCAUCUUUUUAUAAUUCAGAAAGUUCCAGUUUAAAAACAUUAGCAUUUUUAAUUGAUCCUAAUAUUCCAUUGACAGGUAUGCUGGAUAGCAAUGGUAAUCUAAUAAGCGGUGGUUUGAGCAGCUCUAAUGGCAAUAUUCAAAAUUCUUCUACAAAACAUUCUCAUGGUUCUGGGAUCUCCGAUAUUUCUAGCCAAACGCUGAAGUUAGGGACAUUGGACUCAUCUGCAUAUAAAGGACUCUCAACUAAUUUAAAGAAGCGUCUUUCAAUUUUUAUUGUAUGCUUCACAGUCGGUGCAGUUUUGUAUAUUCAACUUUCAUUAUUUGGAUUAAAUUUCAUGUAUAAAAAACUAUCGAUGAAAGCGGAUCCUGAAUCCGAUAAGUCAAGUUUACCCCAAUAUCAUAUUACCAGAGAUAGCACAUCUAAUAUAGAAGGGAGGAGCUCGAAAUCAUUUAGUACUCCUUCUAAUCCUUUCUCUGAUAAAUAUCAAAAAUCAAGCAGCGAUUCGUCGAAGUCAAUUACACUCCCUGGAAAAGCAGUCUACAACCGUUCACAAGAUAUGACAUAUUUGGUUGAUGAACAAGGAAAUUUCUAUUACACCAAUUUAGAUAACGUACAAGGUCGUACAGUCCACAUUAUGCGCACUCCGGAAGGGAGCAUUUAUUCAAAGGAUGUUUCAUACAAUAAAUAUGUUUAUGAUUCUAACAAUUCGACCUCUAAUACAUAUUUGGAUGACCAAUAUCAUGAAAAUACUGUGAAUAAGGGAGAUGACUUAGAAAUCACAUAUCCUGAUUUCUUAUUGAAUGAAGUCAAAGAAUCACAUACAAAUAUUAUUGAAAAUGUUAAACGCUUUAAUAAUAAUGGUUUGUAUAAAAUGAUACUCCCACUUGGAACUUCAGGCACCGAUUCAGAAACUCAUAAAGGGUCUGCCCAGGAUAAUCUGAAGCGACACUUUGAUAACUAUCAAGGUGAUACCAAUUCAUGGAAUCAAUACGAUGCCGUGGAUGACAACAGUAGCUUUAACUUUGAUGAUCAUACCUAUCUGAAUAAUGCAACCUCUUCAGUUGCUUGCCAAGGUAAUACUAAUAUCACUUAUGACCAAUCUUCUGUCUCUGAUAUUGAAGAUGAUGAAGUUAAUGAUGUUCAUGUUGGAGAACUUGAUGAACUUGAUGAAGAAAUUUACAAAAGGAUUACAAGAAAUCUAAGCAGAAAUGAAUUUAUCAACAACAGGAGAAAUAUUAAAAAGAUUCUGACCAACAAAAGUUGA
Molecule: messenger RNA, 3486 nt
Organism: Tetrapisispora phaffii CBS 4417
Lineage: Eukaryota; Fungi; Ascomycota; Saccharomycetes; Saccharomycetales; Saccharomycetaceae
Exons: 1
Coding region: 1-3486 (1161 amino acids)
Biological process (GO): cellular bud site selection; signal transduction involved in filamentous growth; osmosensory signaling pathway via Sho1 osmosensor
Cellular component (GO): plasma membrane; cell surface; site of polarized growth
Molecular function (GO): osmosensor activity
Source: RefSeq, a predicted model, not a curated record